AUGUCACUUGUUUUAUUGUGCAGAGAGAAAGAUUUCAAAGAAUUUGGCCAUGCUAAGGUGUUCUCUGAAUUUCUAGGCGACUUGAAGGAAUUGGAGGAGAAUGGGAUAGUGACAUCUCAUAAAACGGGUGAUGAUCCAAAUCUGUGUGGACCAGAGCGCACCAUUGAGAAGUACGAUUCUGCCAUUGAGCGCCUCCAGACUGAAGAUACAUCAGAAGGAGUGAAGUUCAGGUCAGUUUUCAACUCUUUAAAUUACUUUCAUGUUUGUCAGCCAGGUCUGCCACCUUGUCUAGGCCAUGACAUCUUUGAGGGCAUUUUGUCCUAUGAUGUUGCACUGUGUCUUAAGUAUUUCGUAAAGACAAAGAAAUGGUUCACUUACUCCACUCUGAAUCGGCGCAUUAAUCAGUUCAAAUACUGUGCAUCUGAUGCUUCUACAAAGCCGUGUACAGUCAAGCCUCUAGCAAAGAAACUGUCAGGACAGGCCAUACAGAACUGGAAUUUUCUGAGGCUGCUGCCCCUUUUAAUUGGUGACCUAGUGAAAGACACAGCUGAUGAUGUUUGGCAGUUGAUUCUGCAGCUAAAAGACAUUGUGGACAUGGCUUACCUCUCAGCAGGAUCACUUGGCCAAGUUGUCCUGCAAGUCAAAGACAGUUCCCCAUUUUACCUGGAACUCUACAGUCAAGCCAUUCAAGAUGCAGUCAGACAGUUUGGCUUCACUGAUAUUGACACACAGGAGGCUGAUCUUGCAUCAGUUUUACGACCAAUACAAGCGAGAAGAUUGGUUGCUGCAUGGAAACAAACCAUUCAGAGCCCUGAAACCCACAGCCAGUCAGCUGUCAGUCCUUCAGUCUCACCUCUCACCUCUUCUAACUCCACUCACUCCUCACUCUCACCUUGCACCUCAACCAGCAAUCUGAUUAGAACUGCAGAUUGGGUUGACAGCUUUCAGAUUCCAUGGGGAACAUUUCCUGAAGACUUGAUGCAGUGCUUGGAGAGAGGGAAAAGGCCAAGCCCACGUUUACGGCGUGAAAUGAUCCGGAUUGUUGUCUCUGCAAUGAUGAACACUUGUGCAUCUCCAAGUAAACUAGAGUCUACAGAAGUUGCCAAAAAAAUUGUUGCCAAGUAUCCACAGUCCCUAAAAGAUGUCAUAGAAGGUGAGGUAGUGGGAGCAGGAUAUCACUCACUAGUCAAACAGCUACAAGCCCGCAUUGACAACGUGAAGCGGCCUUCAGCAUCAAGGAUUAAGAGGCGUAAACCGGAAACGGGUGACUCAGACACAGAUGAAAUCCCAGCUGAGCAAAGGGCAGUUGUUCAGGACACAUAUGGCUGCAUAAAGUGGAAUUUGAAGUUCAUGCCAGUCAGUGAGACAUUGGAAAGCCAACAGGAGAAGAAGGAUAAAAUGAAGAUGCUUCGUGAACAGCAUACUUUCAGUCCAGAAGAGGUAAAAGCCCUUAUGAAGUGCACUUACUACUCCCAACGUCAAGCAAUAAACACAGGAACAGAUCUCCAACACCUAAUAGAAGAAUGGCCUUUUUUAUUUGAAGAAAUUGGGAUGACCGUCCAUUUCCUAGAGCUCACAGGACUACCACUUAAGGAUACUUUUCUCAAUAGUGUAGAAAAAAAGGGAAAACGGCUUUUGAACUUUAUGACAACUGUCUGUGCAGACAAGACCAAACGGGUCUUGGAGACUGCAAUAAAGCUGAAAUUUCUGAGAGGGCCGUUGGAGGGCAGCUCAGGUGACAUCAAGGAUAUGGUGCUGCUUAUUCUCUCCUACUUCAAUGAAAAAGAGGAGCACCUCUUCCACUACGUAGAGGAGACAUGCCUGGCAAAUGAAGUCCAAGUGGAAGGCUUGCCUGUGACCCCUUGCAUCAUUGUAUGUGGAACCUGCUGCUAUGGUGCAAGGCAGUUCAUGCUCAGCAUAGACGGCAAGAUUGUGAACGACCAAAUUUCCAACUUCACCACUGCAAUCUGCUUGAUGUUUGGUAGCUACUACUGCCUGAACAUCCACUAUCCAGUAGAUCUGGGUUCCACGCUUGAGUUCCUUCAGAGGUGUUUCUUCAACAUCAACCCUGAGAGGGGCACAAAAGUUGAAACAAAGAAGAACAAGAAGCAGCUGACAGUAAACCCGAGAGUCCUCACCCUCAUCGCUGAUCUCGCUGAUCAUGAGUGGAGACAGACAAAUUAAACUGUGAUGUACAUUUUGAUUGCCUACCUUUAUUAUUUUGAAAAUGGAAAAUUCUAGUUGCAAAUUUAGAUUUUAAUGUAAGUUUUACAUUAGUGAAGUGUUACGGGAUUUAAAGUAAAUUGGCAUACUGUACAUUUAAGAUGUGUUUGUGAUCGUGAUUUUUCAUAAUACAGUUUCAAGUGUAAGUGCGGAGUAAUUUUAACCCAGGGUCUUUUUUCAACAUGACAAAAGGUCGACCAGCCCUUCAAGAGACAUAUUUCGUUGAUCAGAGUUUGACUGUCUUCGGUGCUAACCACUCAAACAGCGCUAACAUUGCAGUGCUAAGGGCGGUGCGCCAAACUAAUCAAAAUCGCAUCAUUAAACUGAUCAAUGAAAUCUGUCUCUCAAAGGGCUAGGUUAAAAUUACUCUGGACUUAUACUUUAAGUUCGUUAUUUUUGUAAUUGUACAACACAAACAGUUUGUUAAGUGUGUACCACCAGUUUGUGUUUAUUGGAUGGAACGACUGUAAAUCCUCAAAUAAUAACUAUGCAAAUGUUAGAUUAGUGUUCUCAAAGGGCUGGUCGACCUGUUUUAUGCCGAAAAAGACCCUGGGUUUAAAUUACUCCAGACUUGCACUUUAAGUUUGUUAUUUUUGUUAAUUGACAAACACAAACAGUUUGUUUAGUGUUUGCCACCAGUUUGUGUUUAUUGGAUGGAACGACUGUAAAUCCUCAAAUAAUAACUAUGCAAAUGUUAGAUUAGUGUUCUCAAAGGGCUGGUCGACCUGUUUUAUGCCGAAAAAGACCCUGGGUUUAAAUUACUCCAGACUUGCACUUUAAGUUUGUUAUUUUUGUUAAUUGACAAACACAAACAGUUUGUUUAGUGUUUGCCACCAGUUUGUGUUUAUUGGAUAGAUCUACUGUGCAAAUGUUAUAUUAGUGUUCUAAAGUCAGUCUUUUCAAUUACUAUGCUGGAAUUAGAUUUUCUGAACAUUCUCCAGACUGUAACCAACAACUUUAAGAAAACUGCAAUAAAAUACUGUGAUAUAUGAUACAGUUGUGAUGUGUUUUUCAUAGUGAAAGAAUGUAAUGGGGUUAACAGAAUAUGUGGUAUUUCACAUUAGCUUACUGUAAACAGCUUCACAUUAUUGAUGUUGAUUAGCAGUAAAAUAAUGUGAUAGAUGAUACGGUUGUGAUGUGUUUUUUUCAUAGUGAAAGAAUGUAAUGGGGUUUACAGAAUAUAUUUUGUUUUUCACAGUAGUUUCUCGUUAACAGCUUCACAUUAUUGAUGUUUUUUUAGCAGGAAUUAACCUUAAACAAGUUUACAGUAUAUUUGUUUUUAAUAGUAAUUUACCUUAAAAGCAGCUGUUUUAAACUGUGAAAUUUACAGCUGGGAAUAAAGCUUACCGUAAUGUCCUUUACAUUGUCACCGUAUUUUUCACAGUGA
Molecule: messenger RNA, 3610 nt
Organism: Misgurnus anguillicaudatus (oriental weatherfish)
Lineage: Eukaryota; Metazoa; Chordata; Actinopteri; Cypriniformes; Cobitidae
Source: RefSeq, a predicted model, not a curated record